Messenger RNA from Arvicola amphibius (Eurasian water vole), 678 nucleotides. It is a transcript of the gene Prtfdc1, whose product is annotated as phosphoribosyl transferase domain containing 1. Gene Ontology annotation, molecular function: hypoxanthine phosphoribosyltransferase activity. NCBI's taxonomy places the organism in Eukaryota, Metazoa, Chordata, Mammalia, Rodentia, Cricetidae. The transcript is spliced from 9 exons. The record is from RefSeq and is a predicted model, not a curated record. Gene Ontology annotation, biological process: purine ribonucleoside salvage.
AUGGCCGGGAGCAGUGAGAAGGCGCCAGACUCCGGGCGAGGCGUCGUGCUUUCGGACAACUGGCCAGGAUAUGACUUGGAUUUAUUCACGUACCCACAACACUAUUAUGGUGAUCUGGAGUGUGUACUCAUCCCUCAUGGCAUCAUAGUGGACAGAAUUGAGCGGCUGGCUAAGGAUAUAAUGAAAGACAUAGGCUACCAUGAUAUUCUGGUCCUGUGUGUGCUGAAAGGAGGUUACAAAUUCUGUGCUGAUCUGGUAGAACACCUUAAGACCAUCAGCUGAAAUUCAGAUCGAUUUGUCUCUAUGAAGGUUGACUUCAUCAGACUAAAAAGUUACAAGAAUGACCGGUCCAUGGACGAGAUGCAGAUCAUAGGAGGCGAGGAUCUCUCAACACUGACUGGGAAGAAUGUUCUCAUUGUUGAGGAUGUUGUUGGAACUCGGAGGACCAUGAAAGCGCUGCUCAGCAGCAUCGAGAAAUACAAGCCCAACAUGGUGAAGGUAGCCAGUUUGUUGGUAAAGAGAACAGCCAGAAGUGACAGCUUCAGACCCGACUAUGCUGGAUUUGAGAUCGCAGAUGUCUUUGUGGUGGGCUAUGCCUUAGACUACAAUGAAUACUUCCGAGACCUGAAUCACAUAUGCGUGAUCAACGAACACGGUAAAGAAAAAUACCGAAUAUGA